GUAGUACCUAGGUACCUUCUACCGGCCUGCACCAGAUAUGCUUCUACCGAAGUUCCAAUUCCUAAAAUUUAACUGGGGGGCUUUAAAGCAUCUUUUGCGAUUUUGAUAUUGAAGCUUCUCUGGUGUUGAACAUCCGCCCGAGGACCAAAAACGUUCGACUUCGAUCCGCACCAGCAAUGGCGAGUGCGAACUGCUGGAGGUGCCUAGCACGGCCCUCGCAGCGGCUACUCGUGCCCGCAGCGAUAUUACCUGUUGCGUCGACCCCGGCCUCGGCGGCGACCUUCACGACUUCGGCGCAACUGCGAGCUACUGCUCAGAAGCCCGGCGCGAAAGAGGAAGCGAACCUGUCAAGACAUAUUCGUGUCGGUAAACAAUUAUCGCUGGGGAAGAAAAACCGGCGAGCACCGGAUAAGGGCAAGCCUCCGGCGUCUGGCGAACGAAAGGCUUUCCGAAAGCGCAUCCAACUCAGCAACGAUAACGCCUUGGAAGUAAAAGGCCUUGGCGAAAUAACGGCCGGGAAUAUGGUGGACCCUCAUUCCGUAGGCAAGGUUCUAGCUCUCCCGGAGGCGUUGUUGGAUCAAUUGAGGGCUAGCGAAGCUUUCAAACCGACCCAGACUUGGGGAUUAUUCCGGUCGCCGCAUAUGUUAAUUAGGAAAGAAACGGUGGACCUAGCAAAACAACUUACAGAUACAAUCAACAAGAAGGAGACUCUAAGGCUGGUUGUUACUGGAGAUAGGGCGUCGGGAAAGAGUAUGCUGGGCCUUCAAGCUCUGGCAACCGGGUUCAUGAACAACUGGAUCGUAAUUAAUAUCCCAGAAGGGCAAGAACUGACAACUGCGGCGACUGAGUACUCACCAAUACACAACUCGGAGCAGUUCUCCCAACCCGUAUAUACCGUCAAGCUCUUCCAAGCCAUCUACAAGGCCAACCAGCACAUCUUAUCGCAGUACAAGGUUGAGAUGGACCAUAUCCACCUCCCCAUCUCCGUGAACCGCGGUAUGACGCUCGCCGCCCUCGUCAACGCUACCAAGGAGCCCGAGUUCGCGUGGCCCGUGUUCCAAGCCUUCUGGAAGGAGCUAUUACUACCCGGCCGCCCGCCCAUCAUGUUCGCGCUCGACGGCCUCAGCCACAUCAUGCGGGUGAGCGACUACCGCUCUCCCUCCUUCGAGCUGAUCCACAGCCACGACCUGAGCCUGCUGCGGCUGUACACGGACGCGCUGGGCGGCAAGACGAGCUUCCCCAACGGCGCGGCGAUCCUGGGCGUGUGCACCAAGGGCAACAACCCGAUCCUGCCCUCGAUGGAGAAGGCUAUCGAGCAGGCGGCCGCGGCGCAGGCGGGAGAACGGAUCCCGCCCCGUGACCCCUUCUACGCCAAGUACGACGAGCGGGUGUUCGACGCGCUGCGCGGCGUCCGCGUCCUCAACCUCCGCGGCGUCUCGAAGCCCGAGGCCCGCGCCCUCAUGGAGUACUGGGCCGCCAGCGGCAUCCUCCGCCUCCGCGUCGACGAGAAGAACGUCAGCGAGAAGUGGACGCUCGCCGGCAACGGCAUCCUCGGCGAGAUGGAGCGCGCCGCUCUGUUCGAUGUUAGGUCCCCGGUGUAAACAAAAAAAGAAAAAAGAAUUACUACUGCCUACUACUAGUACCUAUUACUUUAUGACGCCCCAUGUCGUCUGAGGAUAUUAGAUGUACGGCUUUUAAAGAUGUAUAUACCGCAAUGUGUACAGUGUAGAAUAUGCGUUUACAUUAUACCUAUGUGUGUUUUCGUGGUGAUGUGGGUUGCGGUGUGCUUUGUUUUGCUGUAGAUGUAUGCGAUGUAAGCCAAUAGAUAAUUCAUGAAAGUUGUAGUCUAAUUAGGUAGAAGUUCACUCAUAUGAUGAUGAAAUCGGAUGAAGAACCAUCCUUAAAUUUGAUU
Molecule: messenger RNA, 1912 nt
Organism: Daldinia caldariorum
Lineage: Eukaryota; Fungi; Ascomycota; Sordariomycetes; Xylariales; Hypoxylaceae
Product: mitochondrial ribosomal protein
Exons: 2
Coding region: 177-1601 (474 amino acids)
Biological process (GO): mitochondrial translation
Cellular component (GO): mitochondrial small ribosomal subunit
Molecular function (GO): structural constituent of ribosome
Source: RefSeq, a predicted model, not a curated record